GCACCCGCUAUACUUUUUCCUCUGUAGGUGUGGCACUCAUAGGUCUUUUGAGUCGACUCAAAAGUCACCGCCUAUACUUUUCCCUCUGUAGGUGUGGCACUCAAACAUGCCUCCACUCCACUCCCUCUCAUCCCACAUACCCUCCCUCCCCUUAAAGGCGUGGCUCUCAAAAUGAAACUAGCAUGCCUCAUCGUGCUUCAUACAGGGCGUGUACCUGCUCUUGGUGUAUGUUAAAUUAAAUCAAAGGUCGAGUCAGAGUAAAUCAGGGCCGGUCUCAUUCCCUCUCUAGUGUCUCUUGUGUAUCUCAAAUUGCUCACUAUUGUUAUUAUGACGCACAUCAGUGGCUGUGCACGGGUUAUUGUGUGCUUCUACAUGGUGUGCUUUUAACAGGGGGUCUUCUGACAACAUGCUCGCAGGAUCUCUGCCUGCCACUCUCGGGAAUGCAAAGAACUUGAAAGCAAUCUAUCUGCAGUACAACCGCCUCACUGAUGUCAUCCCAGACUCAAUCACCGACCUUACCGGCCUGACAUACCUCAACCUUGCCAGCAACCGUCUGUCUGGGGAAUUGCCGCCCAGCAUAGGCAACCUGCAGGACCUCACCUACCUCAACAUCUCCAACAACGACAUGCAGGGCAGCUUCCCUGCAAGCAUGGGCGACAUGACCAGCCUCGCCACCUUCUACUACGACUCAGGGAUGUGGUCUUGCCCCACUGGCUCGUGCCCCACCCCCCCCGUCGACUCCUCCCUCCUCUGCUCCGACUGCCCAUCCUUCUGCUCCUCCUGCGCUGCUGUCGCAGAACCGCCACCCGUGGCGCCACCACUACCACCUCCCGUUGUCGACUCCCCCCCUCCUCCAGACCCCUCCCCUCCGCCUCCCUCUUUCCCACCCCCCGCCCCUCCCCCCGCCGAGCCUCCCGUAUAUCCUCCCCCUCCUCCGCCUUCCCCUCCUCCUCCCGCUCCCCCUCCUGCCGAACCUCCCGCCGCCCCUCCUGCCGAACCUCCCGCCGCCCCUCCUGUCGAACCUCCCUCUCCUCCCCCUCCCCCGCCUUUCCCUCCCCCAUCCCCCCCCCACAAGCCCCCAUCCCCUCCGCCUAAGCCUAAAAAAUCCCCCCCUCCCCCCGCUCCUCCCCCUGCUCCCCCUCCCCUCGCUCCUCUCCCUUCUCCCCCUCCCCCCGCUCCUCUCCCUUCUCCCCCUCCCCCCGGUCCUCUCUCUUCUCCCCCUCCCGCCGCUCCUCUCCCUUCUCCCUCCCCCCCCGCUCCUCUCCCUUCUCCCCCUCCCCCCGCUCCUCCCAUUUCCAUUGCCCCUGCUCCUGCCGCUCCUCCCAUUGCCAUUGCUCCCGCUCCUGCCCCCAGCGCCCUCCCUUCCCCCAAUGCGCCCACCACUGGCGGAACCCCCUCAUUCUCCCCCUCCUUUAGCCCUCCCCCUCCCCCGUCCACCUUCCCCUCCCCUUCUCCCCCUCCUUCUGGCGGAGGGGCAGGGGGAGGGGGGAGCUCGCCCUCCCCUGCCCCCCCUUCAGGGGAGGGGGGAGGGGUGUCGAUGGGGGUGGUGGUGGGGGUGGCAGUGGGGGCGGGGGUGGUGGUACUGGGAGUGGUGGGCUUGCUUCUAGUGGUGUGCUUAUAUCGGAGGAAGCCCAAGGAGGGGGCAGGAGCAGGAGGUGGCGAGCAGCAGGCAGCACUGGGAAGUGCAUUAACACCCGAGGCAGCCGCAGCAGCAGCAGCACUGGCAGCCUUGCCACCAGUUGGCAGCGACCCACCCGGCCGAAGCGGCAUGAUGACGCACGGGCCGCUGCUGUGUCAGCAGUACUCCCUUGCUGACGUGGCACGGGCCACCGGUGACUGGGCAGAGGGCAACAGGAUCGGCAGCGGCAGCUUUGGGGAUGUGUUCAAGGGCGUGUCGCCUCACGAUGCGUCGGUGCUGUGGGCUGUGAAGCGAGCGAGGGUGCUCACAAAUGAUUUCCGCAGAGAGGUGAACGAGAUGGCCACGAAGCACCACCCCAAUCUCGUGCGCCUGCUGGGUUACUGCAUCGACGUGGACCCAGUGGCAGAGCGGACAGAGCAGAUUGUGAUCUACGAGUUCAUGGAGAAUGGCGACCUCGAGAGGUGGAUCGGCCCAGGUGUGCCUGUGUCUCUGAGCCUGCGGCAGCGCUUUGACGUGCUCAUAGGGGUGGCUCAAGGCCUGCAGAACCUCCACAGCUUCCACAUCGUGCAUCGCGACAUCAAGCCAGCCAACAUCCUGCUCGACAAAAAUAUGCAGGCUAAGGUGGCUGAUUUCGGUCUGGUGCGGUUGGGAGAGGGGACUUCGGUAGUCGCAACGCGAGUGAUGGGAACACCGGGCUAUGUGGAUCCUGCCUACUUCAAGUCGCAGAAGGCCACCCCCAUGGCGGAUGUGCACAGCUUUGGAGUGGUGAUGCUGACAGUCAUCACUGCUCGCAAAGCUCUGGAGUGCUUGGACGAAGGCCAGAUCAACCUCAAGCAAUGGGUCCAACCACUGGUGGCCGAAAACAACGCGCAGGCCAUCAAGGACCCGCGUCUCGACGCCCCGAGCGAUGCCAUCCUCCGCCUCACCCGCUUCGCCCUCUCCUGCACCGCCACGCCCGUGGCGGGUCGCCCCUCCAUGGCACGCAUUCUCUCUGAGCUCAUGGCCAUGAGGGAGGAGUAUCUUGGCCCGGACCCCGACCCUUUGGUGGUGCGCAUCGACAGCGACCUGGCGGACCGCCGCGGGCCGAGCUUCUCCAGGGAGAUUCGGCGGGCGGAGGAGGUGGCUUCUGGGGCGGAAGGAGGGCCUUCGGUGGAGUCGAGCGGUGCAAUGGGGUCGAGUGGGAUGAUGGGGUCGAGCGGGGCUUUGGGUUCAUCUACCAGUUUUGAUGUGUGAGGCGUAUCGUCCACAGGGCUCAUGGCCAUGGAGGGCUGGAUGGGUGGCCUAGCGACCCGGCGGACCGCUGCCGGCCGAGCUUUCUGAGGGAGAUUCGACGGGCGGAAAGGGUGGCUUCGGGGGGGGGGGGGAGGGCCUUCGGAGUAGAGCGAUGCCUUGGGGUCUGAGUGGGGCUAUGGGAUUGUCUCAGUUUUGGGGCGGGUAAAUGACGAUUACUGUAUGAACUUUCAGAGUGUUGACAGACUGGGUUCCCAAACACGGUGGUAUCAGAGCAGGCCAGAAUCCUUUCAGUUUCUGUCAUCCCUUUCUGCUUGUCGAGUAACA
Messenger RNA from Closterium sp. NIES-67, 3196 nucleotides. The record is from the annotation of a GenBank genome assembly. Lineage: Eukaryota; Viridiplantae; Streptophyta; Zygnematophyceae; Desmidiales; Closteriaceae.